AGAGAGGGAGAGGAGAGCGCGAUUGAACGAGAGCCAGCCGAGCAGCGAGACCGUCUGAGGGGAAAGGGGAGGGGGGCGCCUUCGACCACUGCCAGCACCCUCGCGAAAGGCUUAUCGGCGUCCGAGCAUCCCCACCUGGGGAGGAGGCAGAAACAUGACAACUGAAAAGAGUUUAGUGGCAGAGUCUGAGACUCCUAAACAGCAGCCCCCAAAGGAGGAGGAGGUAGUUGCUGAAACUGAUCCCCAGGAAUCUUUUGUGGAGAAAGCACCCGAGGGGGAUAAUCCAUCCAAGAAGAAGCUGAAAGCAUCCAAUGGUGACACACCCACCCGAGAAGACCAGAGUAAGAACAAAGAAUGCAGUUCUGAAACUCGUGGCCUGUCACGCUUAUUUUCAUCACUUCUCAAGAGGCCCAAAUCUCAGGUAUCAGAAGAAGAAGGCAACGGGGCAGGAACAAAAGAACUUGGUGAAGAACACCAGAAAGAGGCUGAUAUAGAAGUUGAUCUCAAUGAAGAGAUUUUGCUGAAAGCCCCAAUAGCAGCUCCUGAACCUGAACUUAGGACUGAUCCGUCUUUAGAUCUUCACUCACUCAGCAGUGCAGAAACUCAGCCUGCUCAAGAGGAUAGGAGAGAAGAUCAGGACCAAGAUCCAGAGAACAUAGAUCUUGAAAUUAAGGAAGAAAAAGAGCAGGUGGAGUGUUCCAAUACAGGUGAAAAAAAAGAAAACAAGGGAAAGGUGGAAAAAGAAUUAAAAAGUGCUCCCAAAACAGUAAGAAGACCCCGAAAUAGCAUGCAUUGCAAGAUUACCUUACUGGAUGAUGCAAUUUUUGAGUGUUCUGUGGAUAAACAUGCCAAAGGACAAGAUCUUCUUAAGAAAGUAUGUGAUCACCUCAACCUUUUGGAAGAGGACUAUUUUGGACUGGCCAUAUGGGAUACUCCAACGUCUAAGACAUGGUUGGAUGCUGCCAAAGAGAUAAAAAAACAAGUUCAUGGAGGUCCAUGGAUUUUCACUUUCAAUGUCAAGUUUUAUCCUCCGGACCCAGCACAAUUAACAGAAGAUAUAACAAGGUAUUAUUUGUGUCUCCAGUUAAGAAAAGAUAUUAUUAAUGGGCGGCUUCCUUGCUCCUUUGCUACGUUAGCUUUGCUGGGUUCCUACACAAUCCAAUCUGAGUUAGGAGACUAUGACACAGAUCUACAUGGUGCAGAUUAUGUCAGUGAAUUUAAAUUUGCCCCAAACCAGACAAAAGAACUAGAAGACAAGAUCACAGAAUUACAUAAAUCAUACAAAUCUAUGAGUCCAGCUCAAGCUGAUAUGGAAUUUCUUGAGAAUGCUAAAAAGCUGUCAAUGUAUGGAGUUGAUCUUCAUCAAGCCAAGGACUUGGAAGGUGUAGACAUCACUCUAGGAGUCUGUUCCAGUGGUCUUCUUGUCUACAAAGAUAAAUUGAGAAUCAACCGUUUUCCUUGGCCCAAAGUGUUAAAGAUUUCUUACAAGCGCAGCAGCUUUUUUAUCAAGAUCCGGCCUGGCGAGCAUGAACAAUAUGAAAGUACUAUUGGAUUCAAACUUCCUAGUUAUCGAGCAGCUAAGAAAUUGUGGAAAGUCUGUGUUGAACAUCACACAUUUUUCAGAUUAACAUCAACUGAAGCGCUCCCCAAGAGCAGAUUCUUGGUGCUGGGUUCUAAAUUUCGCUACAGUGGCCGGACACAAGCUCAGACCAGACAAGCUAGUGCCCUGAUAGAUAGACCUGCACCACAGUUUGAACGAACAGCAAGUAAGCGUGCUUCUAGAAGCCUUGAUGGUGCUAAACGUGGCUCUCAAAAAAUUCAGUUCAAACUCGUAGAGGAGGAGAAGCAGGAGGAUGUGGUGUUGGUUGGGGUUCCGGAAUCAGAACCCAUGGAACAAUUUCAGGAGAAGCCAGCUAUGCAUGUUCUUGACAUAAGUACAAUAAAAGAAGAGGAGAAAGAAGAAAAAUCAGUUGUACAGGAUCUAGACCCAAAAUCGAUAUUACUUGAAACAAUUCAGGAAGAGUCAGCAGUAGCAGUGGUUACACCUGAUAGAAGCCCGCGGCCUACAUCUGCACCAGCUAUUGCUCAGAGCCAUGUUACUGAACCAAUUGUACCAGCUGCAUCUGUCAGCAAAGAACCAGCCGUUCUUAAAACUGAAAAGGAAACAGUAAAAAAAGAAGUAAAAGUUGAAGGAACUUUACAAGAUAAAGCCAAAGCAGAACCAGCUGAAGGAUUUCAGGUGGGGAAAAUGCAUAUCAAAAUGUCAAUACCCAGCACAAAUGGCGACCAAAAUCAGCAGCGUGCAGAAAAAGAGGAAGACCCGAUAAGAAUGAGGAAGAAGAGAUCAAAGAGGCUAGAUGGUGAAAACAUUUAUAUAAGACAUAGCAAUUUAAUGUUGGAGGAUCUAGAUAAACCCCAAGAAGAAAUAAAGAAGCAUCAUGCUAACAUCAGUGAACUGAAGAAAAACUUCAUGGAAUCUUUUCCUGAGCCACGGCCAAGUGAAUGGGACAAACGCCUCUCUACUCAUUCUCCUUUCAGAACGCUUAACAUCAAUGGACAGAUUCCCACAGGAGUAGAAGGAGUCAAGAAAGCCACAUUUCAGCCCUGUGAGAGACAGGUCGCUGGGCCAGAGAGUGUGCGUGACUGUCCCUUCAAAGAGGAUGCAGAUGAUGUGACAGAGGGGAAAAAUAUUGCCUCUCACUUUGAAUGGGAGGUUUCAAAGCAUUCAGUAGGCUUUAGUGAGAGCCAAAUGUCAACUGCACUGGAGUCUACACAAAUUCAUGAAUCAGACUCUUUUUCAAUAAGCAGCAAGGAGCAAAAAGAGGAGGGUGCCACUGCUCUUGAGAGCAAGGAAGAUCUAAGGUGUGAAAAGGGAUUUUGCUCAAAUAUGGAAAAGGAAGCUGAGGAUUUUAAACAGGCUGAGGUGGAAGUAUCUGUAAUCCCUGUUUCACCUCCACUGUACCUCCAUGAGCAAGAGGAGGAAGCCUGUGGUUUUGAAGAAACAAAAUUUACCAACAAGCCACUUAGAGAGCUAAAUGGAGAAUAUUACAAUCCAAAUGUUGAUCAUGAAUUUCCUGCUCUCAUUCGCUGUUACCAGCCCCCUCUUGUGAAAACUCAGACUGUUACCAUCUCCGAUGUGUCUAAUACUGUGAAAAGUGAAAUCCCAACUAAAGACGUCCCAAUUGUCCACACAGAAACCAAGACUAUAACUUACGAAGCUGCACAGAUUGAUGAUGGCAAUGGGGAUUUAGAUCCUGGAGUUCUCCUAACUGCUCAGACUAUCACUUCAGAGACCACCAGCAGCACUACGACCACACAGAUAACGAAGACUGUAAAAGGUGGAAUUUCAGAAACACGAAUUGAAAAACGAAUUGUCAUCACUGGAGACACAGACAUUGAUCAUGAUCAAGUUCUUGUUCAGGCCAUCAAAGAAGCUAAAGAGCAGCAUCCAGAUAUGUCUGUGACCAAGGUUGUCGUUCAUCAGGAGACUGAGAUUGCAGAAUAAAUAGUUUAUACCAGGUGAUGCCUGCUUCAUUCUUUGAAGGCCACCCAAGACAUACCAGCAGAACUACAAAGAAACUUUCGAACACCAUGACCUCAAACUUGCCAGAUUUAUUCUCAGUCACACAUUCUAUCAUUUAUUGUUAGGAAGUUAUGCUUUUUGAUGUUUACUCGGGAUUAUCUUUAAUACUAUAUGUCCCUUUUCAUUGUUUUUAAUAUUGUGACCAAAAAAUUGCCAUAUUUUACAUGUGCUGAUGUGCUUUUUUUUAAAAAAAAAUCAUUUUUUUCAUUUCCUUUUCCUAUGCCAUUUUCUGAAUCUGUAUUAAGAUGUCAAAAAGAGUACACAGGGCUUAUCAAAAAUGUUGCCUUCAAGUGUGAUGAUAUUCACCUUUCUGUUCCUCAAGUAGCUUGCAUUCUCUCCUACCUUUUGAAUAGGUUACCGUGUGGCAUAUCAGUGACUUAGAAGUAGCCACCCUCGUCAGAAAAAUCACUGUGUGCAAAACUUUAAUUUGAUUGGUCGCUCUAUAAAAUGUCCAGAGUAUCCUAACCACAGCGUACUUGGCCUGUGGAUUUCCUUCGCUUUUGUGGAUAUGUCUGUCUUUAGAUGCUUGAACAUAUCCAGAGGUUGUGGUGUUUAUAUAAGUAAUUCAGUAGUUGCCUAGGUUCAGGGACAAUUGCUUUUUUAUACUGUGAAUUGUAAAGCUUUUAAAUGAAUUGUGGUAAGGCAUUCAACUUUCAUCUGCUCUUUCCUCCCUCCACCUUUGUUUUCCUUCACAGUCCUCAGUAGAUGUUUCUUGUAAUCCUAUCUGCUGUUUAGCCCCAUUAAGCUACGAGUUUAAGAGUAAGAGACCCUGAGCACAAUUAAGUUAGGCUGUGAUUUAUCAUGGUGGGUUUUUUUUUUACCCCAUAGUCAUUUGUAGGUUUGGGUGGAGGGUUUUGUUUUUUGUUUGUUUUUUUGUGCAAGGGCGGGGGAGAGGCAAAUAAAGAUUUAAAAUCAUACCUUUUAAACAAAAGCUAAAUCUAGAGCUCUGGCAAUGCAUCUGGAUAAGGGGUAUAAUUCCUAUUCAGUUGUUAAAGACAAUCUGGCAUUCCUUUCAUGAAGAUGGUAUUGAAGGCUAUCAGUCAGAAUAGGAUCUUGUUUCCUCAAUGAAAAGUUAUUUGGAGAGGGAAUAUAUUAAUUUCCAUCAGAAGACAGUACUCUGUCGCUUUUCUUGGGGGCAACCCUAACCAUGGUUCACUGGUGCUGUAUCUCUCUCCCUUGUUUGCUUUAGAUCAUUUAGAACUUCUUAUAAAAGGACUUGCUUUCCCUCAAAAACAACAGCAGCAGCAGCAACCCAUGAACAGAGGUUGUUGCCCUUGGUAAAUGAUGCCCUUAGCUGUUAAAUUAGAAUGAAAGAGUAGAACUCAGCAUUGGUUGCUGUCCUCAGCACCUUAGUACUGUACGUAUUGUGUCAUCAUAGAAAGCUACGGUAUGUACCACCUGGGGAAUAUGUUCAGGGAAAGAGCAAUAAGUAAUUUAUGAAAGGGGUCAGUGGGAGUUUUUUUAAAAAAAAUAAUGCUGAUUUUUCAUUACUUUCAAACAAAAGACAGAUACUACUCUUUUUCAAAAUACUUCACUUUUCUAUGUGUAUUGCAAUCUGCAUGUUCAGUUAUUGGACUCCAGUUUGGAAUUCCCAUCUUUCAAAAAUAGAUAGACCAUUGCUUAGUUGGAUGGUUCUUUUUUCCUAAAAUAUGUGAAAGCUCUGUAAAGAUACAACAAGAAGCAGCUCUACCUUUUCUUAGAAAAACUCAAUUUCAGUAAAUAAAAGCUUUCAUUUACUAUUUGGAAUAACGCAACCCUCUGUCAUAUUGCAUGUUCCUUUCCCCCUCAAAUGUGAGUGCAUUUUGAUUAAAGAGCCAGUAGGAAUAUUUUAGGAUUGAAAGAUUUAAAAGUAGUGGUAUGUGAAAUAUUUUGAAUACAAAACAUCCCAUUUGAGCUUGAAACCACAAUUUUACAUUCAAAAUGAAGUGUUUGUAACAUUUUAGAAGUGUUUUGAGAUGGAAUGCUGUUUGGUCAGUUUUGCUUUAAUAUGCUCUGGACAUUACAUCAUGUUUCCAAUGAUUGCUGAUUGAUGCCAGAGGGAAGCCCAUCUGGAAACAGAUCCUGCUUCCCCCCCCCCCCCAGGAAAAUAAACAUAGGAUUGAGUUGUAAUAGAAUUAAUGAAAGUAAUUGUGAAAGCAGUAGAGUAAGCUUCCUAGCAAUCUUACACUGAACUAGAAUAAACUCUGGGCACUUAAUCUAUUUAUUACAAAACUAGCUAUUUAUUGUGGAAGACAACUGUUUGGUACACUUUGACUGGUGCAAAAUAUAUUUCUGCUGCUUUUACUGCUCUUUUAUUCAAAGCAUAUAGCAGUUUUGAAAUAAUCCUAUUAUUUAUUACGGAAUUCUAUUAUUCAUGAAGUUUGUAUUCCAUAUGGUUUAUAAGUACAGCUGUAAUUGAGCAUGAUUUUUGUACACUAUGGAUAGCUAGCCAAUGAUGUUCUGCUCUGUUUAGCUAACCUACACAUUCUUGCAUGGAAUGUGAAUCCCGCAUUAAAGGAUAUUACCUUUACAUGAUGAGGGGAAUGCAUUUCAGAUUGUAUCUCUUCCUGGCCUUCUUUACAUCUAUUGCUCUCCCAUUUUCAGAGUUUUCUACCACCUUACCUUUUGACCUCCAUUUUCAUUCAUGCACUAGGGUUAAUUUCACUGAUUCACCAUUUUUUGUGUUGUGGAAUAGAUGAUUCCCAUCUUCCCUUUUUCUGAUUUUUAGCUUAUUUACUAAAAGUGUGAAAUGAAAUCUGCAAUAAGUAUUGCAUUAGAGUGCAAUAAGGGAGUCCAAGGUGGGAUGGUAUAUCUGCAUUGUGUCAUUACCUGCCUCCUUUUACAAUAAUCAGAAGCAUUUAGCAGUUUGUGUAAGUAUUUAGGAUAUUGUUUUCCUAAAUAUAACUUAGGAAUAUGUUAGUUUCAUGAAAUUCUAAAAAUCACAGGACACAUGUGGAUGGAAAAGAUGAAAAACUAUUCUACGAGAUAAAAGGAUAAAGAUUGCAAUUGGGCAACAAGACAGCUGGAUUCCUGAGACAAAGAAAAGUAAGGAUCAUUCAAAUUUACUAUUUUUUUCUUUUUGUUUCUAUAUAUUCAUUAGCAAGGCAAUUUGAAUUCAGGAGUUUAAUAAAAGUUUUGCUUUCCUACUUAUGGCCAGGCAUAAGACCUCCACCUUCCUUUGAGUAUGCCUGAAGAUAAAAAGCAUUGUAAGGCAAUAAAAACUUCAUAUUUUUGCAGAUUAAGCUGAUUUACAUGAUAUACAUCGGAAUGUCCAACCUUGGCAACUUUAAGACUUGAGGAUUUCAAUUCCCAGAAUUCCCUGUCCAAUCAAGUCUUAGACACAGUUGGAUACCCUGAUAAACCUAAAUGAUUGUGUUAUGUUACUCUGCUUCUGAUUAUUGUAAUGGAACAUUUUAAACCCCUAUGCACAUACACACCUUCCUUUCACUGGCAGUCUAAUUGUGCAACAACUCCUGCCAGCUUUUAUUACCUAUUGUCCCAAAACUACAAAACUAAACUUCACACUAGCAAAGGCUGAAAGAGUUUAAGGGUCCUCUUUUAAACCUCUUAGGAAUGUGAAUCCUGAGGCAUAGGGAUUAUUUUCUUUUCUGAAAUUCCUUCCUGCAUAUAGUGUAAAUCCACUUUCUGAUACGAAGAGGGUUUAUGUUUACCAUCUGAGCUUGUAAAUUGGCACUCCUGCUGGCAGCCUUUGUAACUGAACAAGAGUUGUGAGUUUGUUUCCUCCUGGCUGCUUAUAUCCUGCAAAUGAGCAAUAUUUUAUUUUGUAUAGCCAAGCAUGCUGGAAAAAUAAAGAAAGGAGCUAAUAAAUCCUUUUAAAAUGCAUUUGCCAAGCUAAUUUAGCUUUCCACAGCAGACAGAAUGAAAACAACUUAGUUUUAGGGUACUAGAAACGUGGCCUGAACUGUCUGCCAUUGACAAUAGGGAUUUUCACGUUUUGAGAAGGAAUAGCAUUUGUAGGCUGUUUGUACUCACAAUGUGCCGCCAUCACCUUAACAGAUCACUAAAUAAACCAGCUUCUAGCAUUCUCGUUUUCUGGGGACCAGCACUGCCAUUACUGGAACAGUAAAUAAAAUAUAGUCUAUUUAUUUAUAAUGAUGAAAUGACUAUGCUCCCAGUUAUUUCCUUCCCCAUUUAUGAGAUUAUCUAGAAACUCUCUUAACUGUAUAGUAAAUGGAAGCUAUUUAUCUAUGAAUGUGUGUACAGAAGGAAGAGCAGCAGUAUCCAAAUUGGUCAAAUUAGAAGGAAAAAAAUAGAUUUUCACUUGCCAACAAUUAAAGUACAAAUUAACUUUGGGGACUUGAGAGGGUGUUGGGGAUUCAUAAACUGUGAUUUUUUUUCCAUUUUCAUACAAGGGGCAGUUUUUAAAAAAAUGUAUUCUAAUUAUUGGGGGGGGUGUUGGUUCUCUUUUUUACACAUUAAAUCACACUAUUUCACUGCAGAUAUGAAGGAGCUUUGUAAAUUUUUUAAAGACAAUUGUAUAGAAUAGUUCAUUCUUUUUAAAAAAAGUAGGAACAGAAUAAACAAUUAGUAAAUCUUUAUAGUUUAUGUAGUUGUUAUUUUGGACUUUUGUAGUUAAAGAAAAAUUAGAUGUAGCAUUUAGAUAUGUGUUCAAUCUUGUAUUGCAUUUUUCAAUAAAUUUUCAGGUAAAAAAUGA
Molecule: messenger RNA, 8237 nt
Organism: Thamnophis sirtalis
Lineage: Eukaryota; Metazoa; Chordata; Lepidosauria; Squamata; Natricidae
Source: RefSeq, a predicted model, not a curated record